Drosophila ficusphila is the source of this 829-nucleotide messenger RNA. RefSeq names its product elongation of very long chain fatty acids protein F. Gene Ontology annotation, molecular function: fatty acid elongase activity. The transcript has 2 exons. Gene Ontology annotation, cellular component: endoplasmic reticulum membrane. The record is from RefSeq and is a predicted model, not a curated record. Bases 36 to 797 code for a protein of 253 amino acids. Gene Ontology annotation, biological process: fatty acid elongation, polyunsaturated fatty acid; fatty acid elongation, saturated fatty acid; sphingolipid biosynthetic process. NCBI's taxonomy places the organism in Eukaryota, Metazoa, Arthropoda, Insecta, Diptera, Drosophilidae.
UCAAUAGAGUAUGCAAAAAUCCACUGGCAUUUAAAAUGUUUGAAAUAUUUGGAACGCCCUAUGCCGAUUCUAAACAACUGCCGUUGGCCAGUGGACCGGGUCCCAUCGUCAUAAUCAUUGCCGGCUAUCUGUUAGUUGUUUUUAAGGCCGGCCGAAAAUUUAUGGAAUACCGCGAACCAUACAACUUGCGUGGUGCGCUUAAAUGCUACAACAUAUUUCAAAUUUGCUAUAAUAUCAUGAUGCUUUUGCCCGGCGUAUACUUCUUGUUCGUGUUCCGGCCAUACGACUUUCGAUGCAUGACUGUCUUGCCGCAGGAUCAUCCGUUGAAGAACUGGGAGCGCUGCAUCAGCUACGCUUACUACAUAAACAAGAUCGUCGAUCUGCUGGACACGGUUUUCUGUGUGCUGCGCAAGAAGUUCAUGCAAAUAACGUUCCUCCAUGUAUUUCACCACGUGUUGAUGCCCUCUGCAGGAUACCUGAUAAUCCGGUUCCAGGGCUACGGAGGUCACCUUUUCUUCCUGUGCUCCUUCAACGUCGUCGUGCACGUGUUUAUGUAUGGCUACUACUAUUCUGCGAUUGAGGGAAAAACCGUAAAAUGGAAGCGGUACUUGACAAUUAUGCAAAUGGCGCAGUUUGUCCUGAUGUUUGGCCAUUGCGCCUUUACCGCCAUGCAGCGGGAUUGUAAGGCCUCCCAGGGCAUACUCUUUCUGGUCAGUUUUUCCACGGCAAUCAUGUUCAUAAUGUUUGCCAAUUUCUACUUUCAAUGCUAUAUGAAACCUAAGGAAAAAGAGAUUUAAGUGAUUAAAAACGUCGAAUUCCCAUAUAGUUA